Drosophila takahashii is the source of this 1541-nucleotide messenger RNA. RefSeq names its product thymus-specific serine protease. Gene Ontology annotation, biological process: proteolysis. Lineage: Eukaryota; Metazoa; Arthropoda; Insecta; Diptera; Drosophilidae. Gene Ontology annotation, molecular function: dipeptidyl-peptidase activity; serine-type exopeptidase activity. The record is from RefSeq and is a predicted model, not a curated record.
UCGGACCGACUAGUUGGUUCAUUUGUGAAAAUGGCUGCUCUGCGUUUGGUCUGCCUGGCUGUAGUCUUGGCUGCAGGACUUGUCCAGGCCUUGGACACUUCCAAGAUUAAGGAUGUGCCCGUUUUGGUCAGGACACUGAAGAACUUGAACCGUGGUCCACCACAACAGGUGGUCACCAAGCGUGCGGUUGUCCAGGAGAAAUGGAUCACCCAGAAAUUGGAUAACUUUGACGCGAGCAACACGGCCACUUAUCAGAUGCGUUAUUUGCUCAAUGAUGAGUUCCAAACUGAGGGAAGUCCCAUUUUCAUUUACCUGGGUGGCGAAUGGGAGAUCGAGCAGAGCAUGGUCAGCGCUGGUCAUUGGUAUGACAUGGCUGAGGAGCACAAGGGUGUGCUUGUCUACACCGAACAUCGUUUCUAUGGUCAAAGUGUGCCUACAUCAACCAUGUCCACGGAUAACCUCAAGUAUUUGGAUGUAAAGCAGGCCCUGGCCGAUGUGGCCUAUUUCAUUGAGACCUUCAAGGCGGAGAACCCCCAGUUGGCCAACUCCAAAGUGUUACUAGCUGGCGGUUCUUACUCGGCCACCAUGGUGGUGUGGUUCAAGCGUCUGUAUCCCGACUUGGUUGUAGGUGGCUGGGCCUCCAGUGCUCCUCUUUUGGCUAAGGUCGAUUUCACCGAGUACAAGGAGGUGGUGGGCAGGGCCUUCCUCGAGUUGGGCGGCCAGCAGUGCUACAAUAGGAUCGAAAAUGGCAUCGCCGAGCUGGAGUCCCUGUUCGCCAAUAAGCGGGGAGCUGAAGCUAGGGCCAUGUUGCGCCUGUGCAACAGUUUUGAUGACCAAAACGAUCUGGACUUGUGGUCCCUGUUCGGCAGUAUCUCGAAUGUUUUCUCUGGGGUGGCGCAAUAUCAAAGCACUGGCGAUAUCGAGUACUACUGCGACUACCUCUUGAGCUUCCGGGAUGAUGCCACGGCUAUUGCUAACUUUGUGUACUGGGGCUGGGGAAUGCCCAGCUGUAUUGAUGCCACCUAUGCCAGCACUGUGGAGUACUAUCUGUGGGGAGUGGAUAACUUUGAUGCUAGUCGUCCUUGGUACUACCAGACCUGCAAUGAGUAUGGAUGGUACCAGAGCUCUGGCUCCCGGAAUCAGCCCUUCGGCACUAAGUUCCCGACCACCCUAUACACUACCCUCUGCGGAGAUGUCUUUAGUUCGCAGUAUGGAAAUGAACAGAUCAACAGCAAUGCAGCGCAGACCAAUGAGUACUUCGGUGGCAUGGAGCCCGGAGUGGAGAAUGUUUACAUGACCCACGGUGCUUUGGACCCAUGGAACCCCAUGGGCCAUGGAGUCGAGCAGGGAGCCACCCUCAUCGCCAAUGCCUCGCAUUGUGCCGACUUUGGAUCGAUCAAGACCACAGACUCCGCCGAAAUGCGCGCCUCCAAGGAGAAGCUCGCUGAUUUGGUGCGCCAGUGGUUGGCUUAGAUUUGUUGGCAUUGGUCCUUAUUUGGUGUUAUUUUAUGUAAUAAAAGAAUAAAAUAACCAAAAACCAA